Molecule: messenger RNA, 7730 nt
Organism: Mercenaria mercenaria
Lineage: Eukaryota; Metazoa; Mollusca; Bivalvia; Venerida; Veneridae
Exons: 19
Coding region: 279-4250 (1323 amino acids)
Biological process (GO): Notch signaling pathway; protein ubiquitination
Source: RefSeq, a predicted model, not a curated record
GGUUAAUUGUGUGAAAAAAAGGGAUUUUAUAUUAAACAAAAAAAUAUACACUGGACCCGUGCCUGUGAUCUAGACUAGAGAAGAUGAAAUACUGUCGUUGCUGCUACCAAAGGGGACAUUUAUGUAUCACCUACUGUUUUCAUUUAUUUUAGUACAAACAUAACUGACAAUCCAGAAUCAGUCCAGUACGUGACGUGUAGACUGAAUUUUACCCAAGUUGUUUCAGGAAAUCCUACUCAGUUCGGUUUUACGAUAAUUGUCUGCGGGGAAAUGUUAUAAUGGCAACCGGGGAAGAUAAAGGACCUAGGGUUCAUAGACAGAUGCCGGCUUCUUCACAACAUGAUCAACAUCGAGCGUCAGCAACAUCAUCGUUUAAUCCGCAGAUAACAAUAAUGAGUACAGGACCAAGCGUUAUAUUCAAGCCUAGCAUAUCAAAUAGUGGAAAAUCAAUGCUAUUUAGUAAGUCUGUCGUAAAUACAAGAUCUUCGCUUGAAUCAACAAGACACAAUCUGUCCCACACGAUCGGAGGUACUCGACCAAAGCCGUUUCCAAAGACUCCUGAAACUAGUAACAAUAGCAAAGCUUUACCAGAUGCUUUGUUGAAUAGUCCGAGUAUUUCCACAAAUACAGACAGAGAUACACUUGAAGCCUUGUACUCGGAGGCAGUAAUUGAAGCAAAAGAAGAGCUCAGUGAAAUAAAAGAAGGUAGAGUUUCAGUACCGACAAGAUUCUCGUGUCAAGAACAUGAAAAAGAAGAAACUGAAUGCUACCCAGUGCGUGACAAAGUACACUCCCGUUUCAUGGAAAAAUCUGUUUUAUUGAAAAACAUAGCAGAGAGGUUUAACGUAAAUAUAAACCUUCAACAAAAACAGUACCAUGUGGAAAUAAAAGGAUCAAGAGGAAAUGUACAGCAAGCAUUGGAGGAAUUGGAAACAAUUGGGAAAGCCAUUUGUUCUGAAGACGCCGUAUUUUUGAAUCAUAGUAAAGAUUAUAUGGAUUCUGUCGAACGCAAAUGUGACGUUUUACUUGAGAAAGAAGUCGUUUUCAGAACUGACAAAAUAGCAGUUACAAAGCAGUUGUUCACAGAAAAUAUCAUCUGGUCGGACUCGUUUGGUAGAGAAUUGGUUGUUGAGAUGAAUCAUUGGGAUGAUGUACAAACGUCAGCUAAAGUUACACCAAUAAAACGUGGCCGAUAUGGAGGAAAACUUCUCAGAAACCGUAACAAUUUUACAAUGGGUGUGACAUGUUGGAUCGAUGGCAAGCAGUCGGAAGAAUCUGACUUGGAAUGUCUUGUAACAACUCUGUUGACAAAAGUAUCGAAGAGAGGAGAAAAAUCAGUUGCUAUACCUUUAACACCAAUUGCUAACUGGUCAUUCGAUAAAUAUAUGAGCUGUUUUGUGAAAAGUUCAGUGCGCUGGUUGCUGGAAAGUUCUGAUGUCUUACCUACAUUGGUAUUGCUUUUUACGGAUUCGCGAGAUUCCUUUCGGAGGACAGAUACAUAUGUCGAAGAAUGUGUGACAAACAGACUGAAAGAAUUACAAAAUAAGCCUAAAGCACCAGAAAUUCGUCUCAUUAAAGGACAACUGGACAAGACAGAGGCUGAUGUACUAGUGAAUACAACCGCACCAAAUUUGGAUUUAUCGUAUGGUAAAGUAUCAUCAGCUCUUCUGAAUGCAGUCGGGUCUAAGCUUCAACAAGAAUGUAAAGAUAAGUAUCCAAAGGGAAUUACGCCGGAUACGAUUGCUGUGACUGGUGGUUACAAGCUGAUGUGUAAAAAAGUCUUUUACAUUACCCUUCCGCGAUACGAUGGAGACAUGAAAAACGGCAUAGAGAGUAUUCGGAAUGCCAUGUUGCUAUGCUUGAAGACAGCGUCCGACUAUGGAUAUGAAACUAUUGCAUUCCCAGUCAUAGGAACAGGAACGCUUCUCUACCCUGUAGAUAUUGUUGUUUUUGAAAUGUUUGGAAGCGUUGAGCGACACCAUAAUGAAUGUCCUGAUACAAAGUUAAAAGAAGUUCGAUUUGUUAUUUUCCCGAAAGAUACUGAACUGUUUGAGGAAUUUAAGAGACAGGAAGAGAAACUAGGACGUUUUUCGACAAAAGAUCCACAGACGCUGGAACCAAGUUGUGAUGUAAAAAUUAAAAUUACAGGCAUGAGAAAAGAUGUACUUGAUGCUAAAGCAGAGUUGGAGUCUAAAGCGAAAGAUCAUUCUGUGUCACUCAAUCAGGUAAUAACUAAGGAUGUAAAAAACCUUGAAAUAUAUGAAAAUGGGAGCCUGGCGAUAAGGGUGUAUGAGGCCAACAUCAUAGAUGUACCUGCUCAAGGUAUAGUGAAUGCUGCCAACCAGGAUCUUAAUCACGUUGGCGGUGUAGCCCGUGUCAUUGCUAGAGCGGCAGGAGAAACACUUCUUAGAGAAUGUGAACGUGCGAUUUUAUAUAACAGAGGUCCUCUAAAUGUGUCUGAUGUAGUGCCUACUUCUGCUGGAAAUCUGCACUUCAAGUAUGUUCUACAUGCAGUUGGUCCACGUUGGUCAGAAUACAAACCAAUUACAGAGGGUAGCUUGAAGCAGUGUUCAGACGACCUGAAACAUACUAUCACAUGUUGUUUGACGAUGGCAGAAACUAAACAACUUGAAUCCAUCGUGAUGUCAACUAUUAGUUCCGGUGCGUUUGGAGUCCCAAAAGAGAUUUGCGCAGAGCAGUAUGCAAGGGCAAUACUUGAAUUCGGCGGCAAAAAUAAAUCAUUACGUGAAAUCCACAUUGUCGACAAUAAUCACGAAAUGAUUGACAUUGUCCACAAAACAUUUUUCACCAUGAUCACUGAAAGAAAACCUACACCCUUCACACUAAGUAUUUAUGUGGAACAGUCAGCGGGACAAGCCACUUUGACAGAUGAAAGGACCAAGAAUACUGAUGAUAGAAGAAAUUUCAAGUGUACGGGAAGGGACAGACCAAAGUCUACCACAGAUUUUAUUAGGGAAGAAUUAUUGUACAAAUCUUACGGGGAUAAAUUGGUAUGUUCAUUGGCUUCAUCCAACGAAGUUCAAGUGUAUGCUGGAGAUAUAUUGCACCUUGAUGGUAUCACUGCUGUAGUAUGCAGCGAAACCAGUAAGGGAGAUGCCAAAGGAAAUAUAUCAAAAUGUUUGUUGGAAAAAGGGGGUCCGGAGUAUAGACGUAAUAAAGAAAUGCAAUUUGGAAGUCAUAGAAACAUUGGCGAAGUAAUUACCACAAAAGGCGGAAGAAACAAAUACAUUUGGAUAAUGCAUGCGCUUGUUUCCAAAGAAGAUCUGAAUGUACUUGCCGGUUUAUACAGACAGAUAUUCGAAGAGGCGAAGACAAGAGAACUUCAGGCCAUUGCUUUACCAUUGCUUGGAACAGCAGGUGAAAAUAUAAGUCCAGUGGAUAGUUCACAGGCGUUGUUUAAUGAAUGGAUCCAGUUCUGUCAAAAGAACAUGAAGUUUGGGCUUACAUUACAUCUGGUGAUAAAUGAUGUUCUCAUUGCUGAUAAAGUGAAAGAUGUUUUCAAACGGGGCAUUGAUGAAAUGAAACAGAAAAUCACUGACACCGACAGGGUUUAUUUGCCUCAAGAGCAGAAUACAAAGUCAAACAAUGAAGUUGUAAAUGAGGAUCUAGUAGUUGCUGACGAAGAUUGUGUCAUCUGUAUGGACAAAGUCACCGAUGCAAAGAAACUGAAAUGUGGACAUACAUUUUGCACCGAAUGUAUCGAAGGCUAUUUUCGUGUUAAAAUGGUGUGUCCUACAUGUGGCAAAGUUUGCGGCACAAUUACUGGAGAUCAGCCAGACGGAACGAUGGAAAUCAGUAAAAGCUCGCGACACAUUACAGGAUUUGAACGUCACAAAAGCAUUGUGAUAACAUAUCGUUUCUAUGAUGGACAACAAGGGCCUGACCACCCGAACCCUGGUGCAGUAUAUAAAGGUAUUGCUCGUUCUGCGUAUUUACCUGACACAACAGAAGGCCGAGAAAUAUGCGCAAUGCUGAAGGUAGCUUUUGAGCGGCGCCUGGUGUUCACUAUAGGAUCAUCAAGAACAACCGGGCAGGAGGGAGUAAUCACAUGGAAUGACAUACAUCAUAAAACAGACAUGAGACCAAAUACUCAGUUUGGCUAUCCAGAUGACACCUACUUACAAAGGGUACGCGAAGAGCUAGAAGUAAAAGGUAUCACGAGAGAAGACAUGGAUACGAAAUUCAUCAAACAACUUGGAAAAGAUUGUUUCAGACAAACCAUCAAUUAACUAUCAAAUAAGUGGUCCGAUGAAACACUGGAAAAUUAGAUCUAUGUAUCAUAAUCGUUGUACCAUUGUUUCAUUUCAGUUGUCGUUAUGUGAUGAUGUUUAUCUUGUAAAUACAGAGGACGCCUUCAAAGGGAGAUACAUUUUCAUAAACUUUAGUAGAAGUGAGUUGCUGGGCACAGUUUUGCGGGAAUUAUGUUCAGAAUAAGUAUUACAGGAGUAUAGUGAAGUACAAAUAAUGUAAAUAAAUUGCAAAAUUCUUUAUUUAAUUCAACGCUUAAAUGUGAAAGCAGAUUAUCAAUGCAUUGUAUCUAGCAGUUAUGAUUCAAAUGAAUAUCCCUCAUAUUGACUUACGAAUUGCAAAAAUAUGUUUGUUUAGUAAAGAGGCAUGUCAAAAUUUGUUUCGACGCCAUUUUCCGAAAAAGCAUAAUAUUACAUGUGUAUGGCUUGGGGACACAUUGCUGAUUUUAUUCCUAUUCUGUUAUGAACGAGAUUUCGUGCUCAGUUUGUCCACCGAGACGCAGUUUGACAUCAUUUAAGCUUUUUACGGAUCCUCAAGGUACCUGUCUGACAUCUUAAAUAUAGACAACCAAUAUUUUUCAGAAAUAGUGAAACACAUUUAUUCAAAAGAAUUACAACUUAACGAGGCUUAAAUCUCAUAUUUAGAAGCGUCUUUUUGUACAUACAUUCAUGAAUAGUAAUUCAGAAGACGAUUUCAGUUUUUACGAGCUGUAGGGGGAUUUCCCUCGAACGACAUCGUACGGUGUCUUUCAGAUGUAAUGUAUAUACGACGGAAAAUUAAAAAAAAUGCUUAUUUUAAUGAAAUAUUUAUAAAAUGUGUGCAAUGCGAAACUCGUUAAGCACAGUGCAAGUCUGCUAUAUCUUCUUACUACAAUUUAUUUUUGUUGCGAUGUAUGUCACUGGCUAUGUUUGGAGUUGCCUGUUCUUCCUGGAAAUCAACAAUUACCUUUUAUUUUUUUUUUGUUUAUUUAUGAAGCGUCAAGAACUAAUUUACAUACUGUAAUGUCAAACCAUUGUUAGCAGCUCAUGCUCAGAAAGUAGGCUAGUACCACAACCUUUUAAUUUUGCAGAGCAAAUGAACAGGGUACUGUUUUGAUAUGUUUGUAGAACUGAAUACAUACAAAUAUUAACCGCAAAAAGAGUAAUUGACUGACGCAAAUUUCAGCCAUGUCGGCGGCAUGGUGAGAUCAAAGAUCAGAUAGGGAAUGUUUUGUUUCAGCUCCACCUUUUUAUCCCCUGAAAGAAUGAUAACAAAAUAUUGACGUGCAACAUUUGGGUUUAAGGUCAUGUUCGCACGGAUAGAUAAAAGGUAAAUUACAGACUAUUUCCUCUCUAUGUUUUACUCCGUGAAAUUUAGGUUUAGAAUGUAAAUCGGUCUUCCUUUUUAGCUCACCUGAGCCAAAGGCUCAUGGUGAGCUUUUGUGACCGCUCAAUGUCCGUCGUGGGUCGUGCAUCGUCCGUAGUGUGUCCUUCAACAUUUUCUAUAAAAAUCUUCUUGAAAACAAACACACUUCACAGGAAUGAUCCUUGGGUGGCCCCCUUUCAAAAUUGUUCAAAGAAUUGAAUUCCAUGCAGAACUCUGGUUGCCAUGGCAACCAAAAGGAAAAACUUUAAAAAUCUUCUUGUCCAAAACCACAGGACCUGGGGCUUUGAUGUCUGAUGUGAAGCAUUAUCUAGUGGUCCUCUACCAAAAUUGUUCAAAUUAUAGGGUCAAAUAUGGCCCUGCCCUGGGGGUCACAUGUUUAUAUAGACUUAUAUAGGGAAGACUUUGAAAAUCUUCUUGUCCAAAACCACAGGGCCUAGGGCUUUGAUAUCUAGUGUGUAGCAUCAUCUAGUGGUCCUCUACCAAAAUUGUUCAAAUGAUCUCCCUAGGAUCAAAUAUGGCCCCGCCCCGGGGGUCACAUGGUUUAUAUAGACUUACAUAGGGAAAACUUUGAAAAUCUUCUUGUACAAAAUCACACAGUCUAGGGCUUUGAUAUUUGGUAUGUAGCAUCAUCUAGUGGUCCUCUACCAAGAUUGUUCAAAUUAUUCCCCUAGGCUCAAAUAUAACCCUAUACGGGGGUCCCAAGUUUUACAUAGACUUAUAUAGGAAAAUAAGUUUAAAAAUCUUCUUCUCUAAAACCACAACACUUAGACUUUUGAUACUUGGUUUGUAGCAUUGUCUUAUGGUCCUCAACCAAAGUUGUUCGAAUUAUACCCCUGGGGUGAAAAGAGGCCCUGCCCUGGGGGUCCAAAUUUUUAUAUAGACUUAUAUAGGAAAAACUUUAAAAAUCUUCUUGUCUGAAACCAUAUGACCUAGGCUUUAGAUAUUUGUUAUGAUGCAUUGUCUAGUAGUCGUCUACCAAAAUUGUUCAAAUUAUGCCCCUGGGGUUAAAAGAGGCCCCGCCCUUGGGUAACUUAGCUAUUAUGUGUGUUAUAUAGGAAAAAAUACUUAAAAAAUCAUCUGAUCCAAUUUCCAAGACUGUUUAAUUAUAAUUACCUGAUGACCUCAAGUAAUAUGAUGUCACUUGACUGUGACCUUGACCUACUGACUUACUUCCCUGUUUUUUUAAGAUACAACCUUGAAAUUUUGAUGGCAUUCACAGUUUUGCACACCAAUCGUAAAACUGAAUUCCAUUGACCAUGAAUAUGACCUACUGACUUUCUUAAUAUUUUAUCAUCAGUUUGACAUUUGAAACAUGUAGCUCAUAUUACUCAGGUGAACGAUCCAAGGUCAUCAUGACCCUCUUGUUACACAUUUAUUAUCAAAUUAUUAUGUUAUAUCAAUUAAAGCAAGGAAUUUAAGUAGACAUGAAAUACUUGUGGUUAAAAUUUUACAAGAGAAGUCGUUACGUCGUCCUACAGAUUAAACAAACACUUACACAUAAGUUUAUAUAAAAAGUUUAAAUUUUAUAUCCGAAAAUGUAUUCCUUUUAUACAGUUCGACACAUUUAUGUUUCAUACCAUACUGAUAAACAAACAAAAUACAUACAGAACAUGUUACCGUUGAAAUUAUAUUAUGUAUAGGGAAAGUUUCUAGAACAGCUAUCAGCUUCCUACUCAACCCUCUAUGUUGAUAUAUGUAACAUUGUAAUAACUGCAAUUAUGUUGAAUAAAUAGUUUUUAAACCAAACAUUUACACAUUUGAUUUCAAUAACAUCGAGUGUAUAUAAAGGAUCUUAUUAUAGAUUUAAUUAUUAUUUAUUAAAAUACAUUUUUUUGUACAAAGCUUAUCGAAAGUUAUGCUGUACAUGUAUGUAUUAUGUCACUAUUCUUUGCUGAGCGCGAAAGUAUUGUAACUAUACUGUACAUAAAUAAAGAACAAGAUACAGUAGUUCGCGCUCAGUCCUGGAAAUAGUUUUGAUAUGGAUUCAGAAUAAUGUUAUAAAAUUAUAGUUUGAAAUUUAUUAUAAAUUAUAAUUAUGAUGUGUUAUGCAUUAUUUUCUGUUUUACAUGUAAUUAAAAAGUUUCGUUAUUCAUGUG